This is a messenger RNA of Monopterus albus (swamp eel), 780 nucleotides long. RefSeq names its product E3 ubiquitin-protein ligase rnf213-alpha-like. Gene Ontology annotation, biological process: sprouting angiogenesis; negative regulation of non-canonical Wnt signaling pathway; ubiquitin-dependent protein catabolic process. Gene Ontology annotation, molecular function: ubiquitin-protein transferase activity; ATP hydrolysis activity. The annotation marks the transcript as partial. Lineage: Eukaryota; Metazoa; Chordata; Actinopteri; Synbranchiformes; Synbranchidae. The record is from RefSeq and is a predicted model, not a curated record. Gene Ontology annotation, cellular component: membrane; cytosol; nucleolus. The transcript has a single exon.
ACUGUCUUUACAAACAGACUGCGGAUUGCACCUGACCUGGAGAACAUUAGUGCUGUUGAGUUUGUGAGAGAAAACAUUCAGGCAGUUGGACAGGAAGAAGAAUGUCGGUAUCUGCUGGUGCUAACAAAAAACUAUGCAGCCCUCCAGAUCCUGCAGCAAACUUUCUUUUCGGAAAGUGGCCAGCCAGAAAUCAUCUUUGGAUCCAGCUUCCCCAAAGAUCAAGAGUAUACCCAGAUCUGCCGAAACAUCAACAGAGUAAAAAUCUGCAUGGAGACAGGUCAAACAGUUGUGCUUCUAAACUUGCAAAACCUCUAUGAAAGUCUCUAUGAUGCUCUCAACCAAUACUAUGUCUGCUUGGGAGGACAGAAAUAUGUUGACCUUGGACUGGGAACCCACCGUGUGAAAUGCAGGGUGCACAAAGACUUCCGGCUAAUUGUCAUUGAGGAGAGAGAAGUAGUCUACAAACAGUUCCCAAUACCUCUCAUUAACAGGCUGGAAAAACACUACCUGGACAUCCACACUGUCCUCAAAACUGAGCAGAAGAGGAUGGUGGCCGAAUUGGAGAAAUGGGUGAGACUUUUUGUGUCUCUCAGCAGUCAACACACAGCACUGGCCCAGAUGUACAAGUAUCAGCCGCCAGACGUCUUCAUUGGCUACCACUCAGAUACAUGUGCUUCUGUGGUUCUUCAAGUAAUGGAGAAACAGAAUGGCAGUUUGGAAAUCUCUGAUCCUGAGAGGAGAGUACUUGAUGAGGCUAAACUUGUACUGCUCAGAUGUGCU